UAAACGUACUGACGUUGGUAACAUUGUUUUUGGUUUUGUUUUGUGGUUACCAGACGAUUACAUUAUCAUCAUUUAUUAUAAUUAACUUAAAAAUAGCAUAGACGGAAGUUUGUAUUAACAAAUGUCCUUUGAAUACGAAAAUUAGAUUAAGUAUUACAUUUAUUACAAACAAAUUGUAAGAAGCUUGUGUACAUAUGUAUGCAACAUAUACAACGGGGUGACAAGAGAUAAAUAAAUGAUGGAUUUCAAUACAGGACUUCAGUUGUGAGGUAGAGAACAAAUGUAUUUAGUUGAUAGAGAGAAUAAUCAAGGACCGAUCGCUGUGAACAUGUUCUUUUAGAUGACUUUCGGACACAUCUACACUAUGGAUUUAAGAUGACCAAAAUGAGGCAAUAUUUUGUUAUAUUAGGAUACUUAUUUCUGUGCUUGAACACGCUGUGUGCUAGUGCUAUGACGUCUCAAUCUAAUUCUGCUUUGCAAAUGAUUCAACACCUUAGAAAAGAAUCAGCUCUUAAACUGACCUUACUUCGAACGUUAAAAACAGUCCUUGGUGAUGUGAAAGCUUUAAAGGCUGAGAAAGAGCAACAGGCACUGAUGAUUGAUGCUCUUAAAAGGGAAGUUAUUGAUCUUAAAUCAAGUCUAAUGGAUAUAAAAUUUUUUAACGAUGAACAAAACCUCCAAAUUCGAGUGAUACAAAAUGCACAGUUGUCUCAGAACGUUACUUCCAGAGACCUUCAUGAAAUGUCUGAUAGGGUACAGAGGAACGUUGACGUAUUUUCUCGUGAUAUAUUAGGUCAAAAACAAAACAUACAAAUUUUACAAGACACUAUGGCUUCGUAUGGAAGGAAUUUGAGCACGCUUUCAGACACGACAUCAGUCUUGGAUAGAAAUGUAAAGCUAUUGAUGGAGGAAGACAUUGAACAAAACAGGAAGUUGAGUGCAUUUAGCGAGACCAACAAUCACCAAAACCGCCAAAUCCAAGAUCUUAAUCAGAAAUCUGUUUCACAGGAAAGAAAAAUGAAUUCUGUCAUGAUCGACAACAACAAGAUGAUCAGAAACAUUAAGUUUCUACUCGAUGAAAAUACGCAAAGAGUAUCUGACAUUAAUUCUCUGAACGACAAAACCCGUGCAACUAAGACAGAGGUAGCAUCAUUAUCUCAAAGUAAUAUUAACCAUAGAAGAGAGGAGCAAGCUCUCGAGACUGAGAAUAGUAUUAUAUUUCGACAGCUCACAGCUUUGAAGGAGAAAAACGAUGAACAGGAUGAGGAUAUAGACGACAUAGAACGAGAGAACACAGUACAAACCGGCGACAUUAAGACAUUGACAGCUGAAUACAUGGCGCAAAGUAAACUGAUCCAAUUGUUAGCAGAGAACAGGACCCCCAUCAAUCAAGAAACUGUAAGUAAUGAUCAAGCAGGUGCUAAUUCACACCAGCCCGUUCAAACGAGUGGAAAUCACAGCCAAAGGGAAGAACUUCAACAGAGUGAAUCGGAUGAUAUGUCACCUGUAGACUUAAAACUACAUAAGGACGUGGAGUUUUUACAUCAAAAUGUAAGCAGUGUGAAUGAAAAGCUAUUGUCGUUAGAAAAUAACCAGAGAUUUAUUCACUCUCAUAUCCACAAAUGGCGAGUUAGUGAUGAAACAAAGAGUCAUAUUUAAGACAUACUCGUUUUUUUAUCCUCGUCUUGAUUAUGAAUAAAGCGUUUUAAUAAUAAAGGUUAUGUUUUAAAGCAUUGUAUUUAUUUACGGAAACCUGACGUGAUAUUAAUAUAAAUGUACACGUAUUAAUAUAGAGUUAGUUGAAUACAACCAACCAUUAGAAAACGGGUCUUAUUUAUUUUUAUGUUAUUUGUGUUAUACGAAUGUCUUGCACAUUUCAUAUUUAUUACAUUAUUUAUUGAGCUAACUUAUUGUUCUUGUAAAAAAAAUGUGACGUCACGUUUUCAUGUCUGUUUGAAUAUUUCAUGGGAUUUGUAUAUUAUGAUAAUAUAAAUGUUA
This is a messenger RNA of Magallana angulata, 1998 nucleotides long. RefSeq lists its product as uncharacterized. The transcript has 2 exons. Lineage: Eukaryota; Metazoa; Mollusca; Bivalvia; Ostreida; Ostreidae. The coding region runs from base 376 to 1659 and encodes 427 amino acids. The record is from RefSeq and is a predicted model, not a curated record.